Sesamum indicum (sesame) is the source of this 532-nucleotide messenger RNA. Its product is annotated as small ribosomal subunit protein eS30z/eS30y/eS30x. Gene Ontology annotation, molecular function: structural constituent of ribosome. Gene Ontology annotation, cellular component: cytosolic small ribosomal subunit; ribosome. Gene Ontology annotation, biological process: translation. The record is from RefSeq and is a predicted model, not a curated record. Lineage: Eukaryota; Viridiplantae; Streptophyta; Magnoliopsida; Lamiales; Pedaliaceae.
UAUAGCCCAUUUUGGAGAACUUAUAAAUAGAGCAAACAAACCCUAAUCCGAGAUCUCAUCGGCAGCUCCGUUCCCAGUUCCAGCAGCCAAAGAUCCUGAGCAGUUCCCUCGGCGUUUAGGAGAAAUCAAGCGGUCAUGGGUAAGGUACACGGUUCAUUAGCUCGUGCUGGAAAGGUGAGAGGACAGACGCCCAAGGUGGCGAAGCAGGACAAGAAGAAGAAGCCCCGCGGCCGUGCCCACAAGCGUAUGCAGUACAACCGCCGUUUCGUCACUGCCGUUGUUGGCUUUGGGAAGAAGAGGGGACCAAACUCAUCUGAGAAGUAGAGUGGAGGCACCUGUAGUUUAGAUUCAAUAGGUGAAAAAGUGUUUGAAACCUGGAUUUAUUGUUUGUUCUAUUAUGCAAUAGUUUUGUUAGCUUACUGGAUUAAGCUGCUGUUGCAGUUGUUUUGGGUUUUUGACAGCGUUGAACAUAUUUACGGCACAUUAUUGAGUAUAAUUCAGUUGAAUCAAUUUUGAAUUGGGAGUUGGGAAA